CUCGCUGACCGCUGCUGACGUCCUGGCCGAGGGCCGAGCAAAGCUGCAGUGGCCCCUGCAGUUACAGGCUGAGCUGCGUUUCUCGGUGGGCCAGGUGGGCAGCCCUCCUCAGCCUGUCCCUCCCUGUGAUGUGGCACAACAGAAGGCUGGCCGCACACCUGCUCCCCACUGCCCCCGAGGGCUGGAACCUGGCACACCUGCCAGGCAUGCUGACUCGCUGACGCCUGAGUUCCCUCUGCUAUCUGAGGGUGUGAGCAUGGAGCUGGGGAUGCCUUGGAUGACCAGGGUGGAUUAUCCCCCACAAGUCACCACAGCCUCCAGGACUAAGGCUCUGGAGUCACACCCUAAGCCAGAAAGCCACCUGCUGACGGGGGGUGUGGGGCUUGGCCCAGGGGUGCUGCAGGUGCCCUGGAGGUCAGCUGGGCAGUGGGAGGGGAUCUCUCUGAACGUGGCCCCCACACUCGGGGACCGUGGCCUCUGGCUGCAGCCUCGUCCAAAGUCUGGCCCAGUGGCCGCCCAUGCCUGCAUCCCCCUCUGAGCAGGGCACCAAUGGUAUCCUCCUACCUGGGACAUCCCUUGUUCUCAUUCUGAGCAGAUCAGGCUCUUAUUACUCUGUCUCCUGAGUCAGAAGGUCAGACAGAGGUCACGGGACUUUUCCAUCCAGUCUCCAAGCAGCUGCUCCUAGGGCCCCAGUCCCCUGGGAAGGGUCUGGAAGGGCGGACUCCAGGGCUUUUGAUCUCGCUGCCCACCCCAAUGCCGAGGAGGGCUUCAGCUCCCCUGGAGGGGCUGUGUGUGCAGUCCCUGCAGUUCCUUGAGCUGCUCCUAGGGCGCUUGCUCGGUUCUGGGUGUGUUUAGACGCCCUCGGCCUCUCGGGACUGCACCACCCCAUCCGGGUCCAUGGCCGGUGAAAUUCAGACCAAGCCAGUGAACACACUCAGUUUCUCGGUCACACCAGCCAUGCUUCCAGGGCCUGCAGCCUGUGUGAGGCCAGUGCACGCGGACUGCUUUCUCUCUGCCCACCGCUCAGGGAUUGGCACCCACCUUGCCCAGUCAAGGAAGGACCUGGACCAGGAGCCAGACACCCGAGAUUCAGGACGGGGGGCUCUCUGGAAAUGCUAAGUACUGCCCCCCAUGGGCCUCCCCCACCCCCAUCAGCCACUGAUCACCAGAGGAGGGCUCACCCCCAGCAGAAAAGGUCUAGAUUUGACCCUAAGACCUGCUGGCAGGUCAUGAUCCUGAGAAGGGUCAUGGAGAAGGUCAUGGAACCUUUCCUGGGAAGGGAACAGCACCCCCCCACCACCCCCAUUGCUGGGCUGAAUGCAGUCUCUGUGCCUCUGCAUGGUCUUGCCUGGACAUAGCGACUUCCAGGUGACCGGUCAGCCUGGACCUGCUUUGGGGGAGACCUCGGCCUGGGGUCAGCUGGGGUGGGGUGGGGCAGCCAGAGGGAUGGGCCAGCCCUGCCCCCUCCUUCCUGGUCCUGAACCCAGGUUGGGAGGGUCUUCCUGGGAGGGUCUGGUGGCUUUGAUCCCUGGGCCCUUCCAUCUCUGAGCCCAGGGCCUAGAGGGAGGAGGGGCUCCGGUUACAAUGUCCCUUCCCCUCCACUCUCCGCCCCUUGGUGACCCUUGUGGCCAGUGUCUCCGUGCUCCUGGGCCUUGGCCCCUCCCCUCUCCCCGCCCUGCGCUGACCACAGAGGGGCCAGGCGGGGGAGGGGCCGGCGCCACAUGCACAGCCUCAGAGCGCGGAGACCCGGAACCCACCCAGCCCCUUGCACCAGGGUGUUGAGACAGAGCAUCUGCUUUGGGGUCCAACCUUGGGGGCCAGGGAGGGAAGGCCAGGGGAUCGGUUGGGGGCCUGCGGGCAGGGGUGCAACCCCAGGCUUGCGACGGUGGAUGCCGCAGGCUCGGCAGGGCCUUAGGAGGGACUGGUGGCCACACACCCCCAACCCCUGGCUUGGCUGUCCCCAUGCCGGCCCUGAGGCCUCUCCUGCUGCUGCUCCUCAUGGUUGGGCUGACCUUGGGGGCCAGCCUGCCGCCGGGGCCCAGGAGCCACCCAGGCAUGUGCCCCAACCAGCUCAGCCCCAAUCUGUGGGUGGACGCCCAGAGCACCUGUGAGCGAGAGUGCGCCGGGGACCAGGACUGCACUGCUGCUGAGAAGUGCUGCACCAACGUGUGCGGGCUGCAGAGCUGCGUGGCGGCCCGCUUCCCCGAUGGCAGCCUAGCCACACCCGCCCCAGCGGCUUCGUGCAAGGGCUUCGUGUGCCCACAGCAGGGCUCUGACUGCGACAUCUGGGACGGGCAGCCUGUGUGCCGCUGCCGUGACCGCUGCGAGAAGGAGCCCAGCUUCACCUGCGCCUCUGACGGCCUCACCUACUACAACCGCUGCUACAUGGAUGCCGAGGCUUGCCUGCGCGGCCUCCGCCUGCACGUCGUGCCCUGCAAGCACGUCCUCAGCUGGCCACCCAGCAGCCCAGGGCCACCCGAGACCACCGCCCGCCCGACGCCCGGGGACGCCCCUGUGCCGCCCGCCCUCUACAGCAGCCCCUCCCCGCAGGCGGUGUAUGUUGGGGGCACGGCCAGCCUCCACUGCGAUGUCAGCGGCCGGCCACCGCCCGUGGUGACCUGGGAGAAGCAGAGUGACCAGCGGGAGAACCUGAUCAUGCGGCCAGACCAAAUGUACGGCAAUGUGGUGGUCACCAGCAUCGGGCAGCUGGUGCUCUACAACGCCCGGCCCGAAGAUGCCGGCCUCUACACCUGCACCGCGCGCAAUGCCGCCGGCCUGCUGCGGGCUGACUUCCCGCUCUCUGUGAUCCAGCGGGAGCUGGCCAGGGACAGGGCCCCCAGUGCCCCUGCCCCGGCGGAGUGCCUGCCCGAGGCGCAGGCCUGUGCCGGCCCCCCCUCCAGCCGUGUCCUCUGGCACUUUGACCCCCAGCGGGGCAGCUGCAUGACCUUCCCAGUCGGCAGCUGUGAUGGGGGCGCCCGGGGCUUCGAGACCUAUGAGGCAUGCCAGCAGGCCUGCGCCCGGGGCCCUGGGGAUGCCUGCGUGCUGCCAGCCGUGCAGGGCCCCUGCCAGGGCUGGGAGCCACGCUGGGCUUACAGCCCACUGCUGCAGCAGUGCCACCCCUUCGAGUACGGCGGCUGCGAGGGCAACGGCAACAGCUUUGAGAGCCGCGAGAGCUGUGAGGAGGCCUGCCCAGUGCCCCGCACCCCACCCUGCCCGGCCUGCCGCCUCCGGAGCAAGCUGGCGCUGAGCCUGUGCCGCAGCGACUUCGCCAUCGUGGGCCGGCUCACCGAGGUGCUGGAGGAGCCCGAGGCGGGCAGCGGUGGCAUCGCCCGUGUGGCCCUGGACGACGUGCUCAAGGACGACAAGAUGGGCCUCAAGUUCUUGGGUACCAAGUACCUGGAGGUGACGCUGAGCGGCAUGGACUGGGCCUGCCCCUGCCCCAACGUGACGGCCGGUGACGGCCCGCUGGUCAUCAUGGGGGAGGUGCGAGACGGUGUGGCCGUGCUGGACGCCGGCAGCUACGUCCGCGCUGCCAGCGAGAAGCGUGUCAAGAAGAUCUUGGAGCUGCUCGAGAAGAAGGCCUGCGAGCUGCUCAACCGCUUCCAGGACUAGCCCCACCCUGCCCUGGACUCUGCCCCCACUGCCCUCCUGUCCUUGAAUACAAGCGUGUCCCUGGACCUUGGGGACUGCUGGUGCUGGGCCUCCUGGGGGCCCUGACCCCCGCAGGUGCCCCCACGUGGAGCCUUGACCCUUCCCCCCACCCAGCCUUGUCUCCAGCUGGGAUUCCGCCACCACAGUGGGUCUUUGGCUCCAGUCUCAGGUCACCAAGGAGCACCAUUUCCCUCCUGGGGAGCUUUCUGGGUCCCUGUAGGAACAUAAGCCAGGACCAGCCCGAGGUGGGUGCCACCUCUUGUGGCAAGAGGCCAGGUAGCCGGCUCAGUGCUGCCUCAGCAGUCCCUGGAUCCUCCCUCCCUACUCCACUGCCUGAGAGGAGCAGCAG
Molecule: messenger RNA, 4000 nt
Organism: Equus caballus (horse)
Lineage: Eukaryota; Metazoa; Chordata; Mammalia; Perissodactyla; Equidae
Gene: WFIKKN1
Product: WAP, follistatin/kazal, immunoglobulin, kunitz and netrin domain containing 1
Biological process (GO): transforming growth factor beta receptor signaling pathway
Cellular component (GO): extracellular region
Molecular function (GO): transforming growth factor beta binding; serine-type endopeptidase inhibitor activity; receptor antagonist activity
Source: RefSeq, a predicted model, not a curated record